This is a messenger RNA of Suillus bovinus, 2269 nucleotides long. RefSeq lists its product as uncharacterized. The record is from RefSeq and is a predicted model, not a curated record. The coding region runs from base 212 to 2152 and encodes 646 amino acids. The transcript has 17 exons. Gene Ontology annotation, molecular function: GTP binding. NCBI's taxonomy places the organism in Eukaryota, Fungi, Basidiomycota, Agaricomycetes, Boletales, Suillaceae.
AUUACUCUCUUGAUCUUAUCGGUCACCAUAACCAGUGUUCAAACCUUAUUAAUGCUUCGCACCUUUCUCCGUCGCUAUUUCAUUUUUUCUGGGUUUUCCCUUGUGCUGUGAAUUUUCUGUCCAUUCUUCCUGGCGCUCGUGCCUGCUCGAGCUCUCCGAGUCAGUGCCAGUGUGUGAACUCUGCAAGCGCCCGUACCACAGGAUUUGGCGCAUGAUCCACACUUUGUGCAUGGUCUGCGUCCAACCCCGACCCAAUUCAGCACAACCGAGGCUCAGGCUUUUCUCCAACUCGAAUCAAGAAUUGAGCAGGAUGCCAAACCCUAGUAAUCACACCUCAACCGCUCCCUGCGCUAUCCAUAUCUCUGGCAUCUCUAUCGAUUUCAGCCAUUCAGAAAAGAAUCUAGAGUCUGCUGAAGCACGGAUCGGCAAAUUUCUGAGGCAAAUUGAUCACGAUGCAGGAAAGACUAUGCGACAGACGUUUUCCCCACCAAUCAAGCUUUCUCUGGAGGAUACGUUUUCCUUACGUUUACAGUACAAGAGACGAUUUCGAAAGAUUGCCCAUGAGGACAUCGAUCUGGAUGACAUACUUCGCACAUCCAAUGCAAGACAAGAAUACCACAAGUCUCAUGACAACAUCAAGAUCGUAGUCACACUUUCCGGGAACACAUUAACCGAGCAUGCAAAGCAACCUGAUUCUGCCUCCGAUACAACACGGGAGCUACGGCCUACCACCGAUGAGAUCGUUCAGAUUUGUCCUCGAUUCCGAAUUCUAGUGAUAGGAAAGACCGGUGUUGGCAAAUCCUCGCUCAUCAACCGCGCCUUCGGAGUACACGAAGCGAUACCUUCGACUCAUAAACCAGGCGAAGCCGACAUCGACCACGAGUUUGUCUCACCGCAGAACGACAGGUUUGUUCUUCACGAUAGCAAAGGUUUUGAACCGGGCGAGGAACGCAACGUGAACAUAGUUCGAGAUUUCAUUGACCGUCGAAAAGAGAUGUCUUUGGAAGACCAGCUGCACGCUGUUUGGCUUUGCUUUGAAAUACCCCGCGCAGGCGGGCGUUUACUGGAGACAGGCACGGAAGAAUUCUUGACAUUGAAGCGUGGUGGAAAGCUUGGGAAUAUUCCUGUCGUUGUUGUUUUCACUAAAUAUGAUAGGUUCAUCAACCGCGUCAAUCGUACUCUAGAUGAGUCAUCUCUCAUGGAAUUGAACCCCAACGCCAUCAAGGAACUCAUCAAGGACAAAGUGGACGCCGAGUUGAAUGAAAUCUGCAUUGAACCCCUAGAGAAAUUCGCAGGACCGGAUGUUCCGCAUGCCACGGUCUCCACAAACAAGGAGCAUGCAGAGACGCUGGCUCGUCUAAUCCAAAUAACUGAAGAGCAUGUUUGUAAGCAUGUUGCGGGCGACGCAUCGGUGAUGACUUCCAUAGCCCAGCGAGUGGAUCCUGGACUCAAAAUUAAAGCAUCAAUCGAGGUUGGCAAGAGAAAAUAUUGGAAGGCACUUACAUCAUGCGCAGCAUUUCAGGACCGUAGGAUGUCGGACUGCCUACGUGUGCUUCACACUGACAUCGUCAAGGUGUGGAACUUCCAUGACCCUCAUCAUUACUUGGAGAGUCGUGAAUUCAGGACUGUGGUGGUAAAUAUGGUCGACACGCUGGAUGUUGGACCUGCUACUAAUCCUGAUCGGACUAUGGCUUCUGGACUGUCUACGGUGGGAGCCGUUGCAGGCAUCGUGGCUGUCCUGGCAGGACCUGUGGCUCCCAUCGUAUUGCCGAUAGCGGCAGGUGUGGUAGUCGCGAAAUGGGUGUACGACGUGUACAAGCUGUCCGGCGUGGUGCUCCAGCGCUUUAUGGCUUACAUUGUUGAUUUGACCCUCGUGCUACAGACACUUCAUCUCCUGUUGGACAGCCAGGAAGUGUCUCGUAGGGUUAUCAAGGUCGCAGUCAAAUCCUAUUGUGAAUCACCAACAAGCGGAGAUGUCCAUAAUCAGAUUCAGGAAUACGGUAGGAAAUUGACGUUCCUGGAACGCGCAGACCGCGAUACCUUGAGUAAAAUCAUCGAGCUAAUGGAAUUACAUCGCAUCGACACAAAGGAGAUUUCCGCUCUUCGAGCACAGAUUCCGACUGUUGAUCUAAUACCAGAUGAGUCAUGGUGAGAUGCGUCUACAGGGUAUAUUUUUACCGCGUUGGUGGGUGUUGUGAGAUUGCAGCUCUGUUACCACUUGCAGUAGUAUCUGAAGUUCCGCCUGACGUACAUCAUACAUAUACCAGAA